UAUUCUUUUAGUCAGAUAACUCUUUAGUCUGAUAGUUAUAUAAUUAACAGGUGAAGUGAAUAAUUUAAAAAAAAGAAUAUCAAUUCAGAAGAUUCUUUCUAAUAAUACAUCACCGAUGAUGAAAUGUUAAAAUGUGGAAGAUAACGUUUAUGCUGGUGUUCUUGCUGACGUCAGUCCAUACAACAACAGGUGCCGAUUACUUGGACAUUACCGGAGUUAGACUUGUAGAUGGCAAUGGUACAUUUAGCGGACGUGUUGAGAUCAGAGUUGCCGGUGUUUGGGGUACAAUCUGUGAUUACGAAUUCGACAUGAACGACGCCAAAGUUAUAUGCAGAACAAUGAAUCUGACAGCAACAUCAUUCUUUACAGGAGCACAUUAUGGGCAAGGAAAAGGACCAGUAUUUGCUGAGAGGUUUCAUUGCAAUGGAAAUGAAAGUCACCUUAGAGAUUGUCGCUUCGAACCGAAUUCGUUUUGCGUUCAUUCACGAGACAUUGGGGUAAUAUGUACAGAAUGUGGAGAAAUCGACAUCAACAAUGGAAUCAUUGACUUAAUAUCAUCAAAUGGUUCGGUUCUAACAACCUCUUGUGUUACUGACUACCAGACAAACACACAAACAAGUAUAUGCCAAACUAAUGGAAUAUGGUCAAACGGUAUUACAUGUGAACUGAACAUUACUGACAUACGGCUUGUCAACGGUAUAGGUCUUACCGAUGGUUUCGUCGAGCUGAAGGUCAAUGGUACUUGGGGACAGAUUUGUCGUAACAACUUCGAUAGGAGCGAUGCAAAAGUGAUAUGCAGGAUGCUUGGAUUAAACUACUGGUUUUACGAUUCUCUCUAUUAUGGAAGCACUUCAAACAUUUAUCAUUUGGACAAACUUGAUUGUAUAGGAACGGAGGAUCACAUAAACGAAUGUUUAUACGAUGUUCGCCAGACGUGUUCGAGUAGCUAUCCAAUUUUCGUGGAGUGUAAAUAUCCACAUAAUAUAACAGAUGUUAGGCUUGUCGGUGGAACAGGUCAAUAUGACGGUCGUGUUGAAGUCAAGAUAAACAAUGGCUGGGGAACUGUUUGCGGUUAUCAAAUCGGAUCAUAUGAUGCCGACACUCUAUGUAAAUCAAUGGGUUUUAAAUUAACGCACUACUUUUCCUAUCCUUCUGUUUACGGACAAGGAACAGGAGCUAUAUAUAUCGGUUAUAUGGGAUGCUCUGCUACAAACACUCAUGUAAAUCAGUGUAAUUAUAAUUUUCCCCCAAGACGGCGCUAUUGCUCUCACAGUGAUGAUAUGUCGUUAGUGUGUACACCUUGUGGUAAACCGACAAUACAUUCCGGAUCUUUUGAUUCUUUUAAUGGUACUGUGCUGACUGCAAAGUGUGACUUUGGCUUUCAACCAGAAAAAAUAACAUUUGACUGUCUUGCGAAUGGGACUUGGCUGCAAAAUGACAAAUGUUCAUCAAAAUAUUCCUAUCCGUUAGAAAUAAGUGAUAUGAAGCUUGUAAACAGAUAUGAUCAUCAUGAAGGUCGUGUAGAGAUACAGGUUAAUGGCAUUUGGGGAACUAUAUGUAGCAACAAUUUUACUAUAGCAGAGGCGAAUGUCAUUUGUCAAAUGAUUGGUUUAGAAGCAAGUAGUAUUGACACAGAUACAGGGGGCGACGGCCCAGUUUUUAUCUCAAAUCUUCAAUGCAAUGGUAAUGAAUCACAUAUCAACAACUGUUCUUACAAUGUAGAUAAUGAUUGCUUGUACAGUGCAGAAGUCUAUUGUACAG
Messenger RNA from Ruditapes philippinarum (Manila clam), 1761 nucleotides. Its product is annotated as scavenger receptor cysteine-rich type 1 protein M130-like. Gene Ontology annotation, cellular component: membrane. NCBI's taxonomy places the organism in Eukaryota, Metazoa, Mollusca, Bivalvia, Venerida, Veneridae. The transcript has 12 exons. The annotation marks the transcript as partial. The record is from RefSeq and is a predicted model, not a curated record.